UUACCAAUUGUUCUACCAAGAAACAACGUGAUCCGCGAUGUGGUCAGCUUAAUUUUUGAUUGCUUAUAUCAAUCUCUUUAAGUUUUAAUGGUUGUUCUACCAAAAAACAACGUGAUCCGCCAAUUUAUAUCAAGUGAUCCGCCAAACUUUGUAAAGUGAUCCGCCUAUUUUGAUCGAUUAAAUCAAGCUCUUUAAGUUUUAAUGAUUUUCCUAUCAAAAAACAACAUGAUCCGCCAUUUAUAUCAAGUGAUUUUUUUUGGAUGAUUCCAAAAUAAGUUUUCCAAUUUAAAAAUCCGCCAUUUAUAUCAAGUGAUUUUUUUUGGAUGAUUCCAAAAUAAGUUUUCCAAUUUAAAAAAAAAUGCAGAUCUGGAAACUUAACGUUAAUAUUCUAGAAGAUACUGAUUUGUUUAGCGUGCGUUUUUUCAAUAAUCUUAUAUCUUAUUUUGAAUUAUCCAAAAGGACACGAACCCACAUUUUUAUAAAUGUCAGUAAAAGUCCCUUAACCCAUUUUUAUACUUUUUUAUAUUUUCGCUAAACUUUUUUUGUGUUCUUAAACUACUGUGUUUCUAUUAAAUGGAUUCUAUAUCUGGAUUUUUCAUCUGUCUUUAUUAAAUUGCUGAACAGUUCUAAUCUCUAAAUGAGAAUUAAUUGCUUGAAUAAAAUUUAAUAUUAACAUUAUUUUACGAACAGAAUUAAAAAUAAAAAUGCAAUUUGGCUCUCUUAUCGAUUUCAAUAUAUUUUCAUCAAGCUCAGUAAAAGAAUUUUUGAGUCCAUUAGUAAAAAAAGGAAAUCGAAAAUAUUUUGGGUUAUUGGAAUCACCAUUAAAUUAUGGUGCUGCAGAGAAAUUAUAUGCUACUGAGCUUCAGUAUAAAAUUUUUGUAUGUGGUAAUGGAGCUAUUGGGAAAACAAGUGCAAUACUAAAACUUUCAGGGGAAAAGAUUCCUGAUAAUGUGCCUGAAACACUUGGAAUACAAACAACAGUUAUUUAUUGGCCUGUUCGAAUACUUGAUACAGAUCAAUAUGUUUUGUUUAAGCUUAUGUUUUUUGAUACAAGUGAACAAACUUUAAAUACAUACAAUCAUAUUCUUCCUAGUUGUACUGAAAAUCUUGAUUGUAUUGUAUAUAUGUUCUCUUUCUCACGCUAUACUACAUGGGAAGAUAUACCGAAGUUAAUUUCUAGAGUUGAUGUUGGUGAGGAUGUACUUAAGGUAUGUGCAGGAAUACAAAAUGCAGAUAUUUUUUCAAAAAAAACUGAAGUAACGAAUAAAAUGAUUAAAGACUUUGAGCAGGUUUGGGGAUUUCCUGUUUUAAAUAUUAAUAAUGAAAAUAAAGAAGACUGCAAGGUUCUCGAAUUAUUUGAAGAGAUAAGUACAUUUAUGAACAAACUAUGUGAGCUAUUAUGGUACAGAGAUCAAGUUAGAGCUAAUUUGAUUCCAAAGAAUCAAGUGAACUUUUGUUUCAAAGAUAAUUUGAACAUGUCUAAUAAUCAGAAUUGUGCUGAUGAAGCUUUUUGUUGAAAUAUUUUAAAUUGAAAUUGACAAA
Hydra vulgaris (swiftwater hydra) is the source of this 1542-nucleotide messenger RNA. Its product is annotated as ciliogenesis and planar polarity effector 2. Lineage: Eukaryota; Metazoa; Cnidaria; Hydrozoa; Anthoathecata; Hydridae. Gene Ontology annotation, molecular function: GTPase activity; GTP binding. The record is from RefSeq and is a predicted model, not a curated record.